ACUAAAGGGGCGUUUGGCUGGACACCGCCAUAGCUGUUGGUGAACGUCAUCUAUUAUCUGGCGAAUGAAUCAUAGAAAAUAUCACGAAAUAUCUUGAACAUCGAAGGUCGAAAAGCUACAUUUAUAUAGUUUUUAUUUUAGAAAAGAACUCUUACGAAUAUAUAUUUGACAAUUUCUUCUUCAGUCAGUUCACCUACUUCUGUUCAUUUGUGAAACUAAAGGGUUUUGAAUCCGGAAGUUGUAGGUGAAGGAGUUGAAAGCUUUACGUUUUGUCGCUACGAUGGGUACCAAAGACGAUGAAUAUGAUUAUUUAUUUAAAGUUGUUCUCAUUGGUGAUUCUGGCGUAGGAAAAAGUAAUCUUCUGUCACGCUUUACAAGGAAUGAAUUUAACCUGGAGAGCAAGAGUACAAUUGGCGUGGAGUUCGCCACUAGGAGCAUUCAGGUUGAUGGCAAAACGAUAAAAGCACAAAUCUGGGACACGGCUGGCCAGGAAAGGUAUCGAGCUAUCACAAGCGCAUACUACCGGGGAGCAGUCGGAGCCUUACUUGUAUACGAUAUAGCCAAACAUCUAACGUAUGAAAAUGUGGAGCGGUGGUUAAAAGAACUACGAGACCAUGCAGACAACAAUAUUGUUAUAAUGCUAGUAGGUAACAAGAGCGACUUGCGACAUCUACGUGCAGUACCCACAGAUGAAGCUAGAAGCUUUGCAGAAAAGAAUCAAUUGUCUUUUAUUGAGACCUCAGCUUUGGAUUCAACAAAUGUGGAACAGGCCUUUCAUCAAAUCUUAACAGAUAUCUACAAGAUUGUAUCACAAAAGAACAUCCGUGAUGGCGGAAAUGGAGACGGAUCACCUACUGAUAACGUGGAACCUAUAAAAAUACCCCCUACACAACCAUAUGAACCUAAGAAAAGACCAUGCUGUCAAUCAUAAGCUUUUCUGUCAUUAAAUCCGAUCACGUCAACUUAUCGACCGUGCAACAGAAUCUUGCACUACAAUAGAUCAUGCGAGACUCGCAUCUUAAUACCACUUUUUUGCAAACUGUAAAGAGAUAGGAAGACAUUUGUUGUAUUUCAUAAGGAGAGGAACAUAUCCAGAUAAAUUUGUAUAUAGUAUAUGGGUUUGGUACUGAAGUGGAAAUGUCCCGUGUCAACCUGGCUGUAUCGCCGUGCACUUGCACAGCAAGUAUGAGAUUUAAGGGACAGACCAACAAGUAUCAAUUUCUAAUUUGGAUAUUUAGAACCAUGGCAAAGGAAUUAUCAACAUAAGAAAGAACAAGGGUUUACCAUCACCGAAGGCUUCAGUUUGUGACAUGAUUCUUUAUCAUCGUCAUCAUCAUUGUUAUUAUUACUGUAUUAUUAUUGAUAUUGUUGCUUUUAUCAUUAUUAUUUUUAUUAUUGUUGUUGUUGAAAUUAUUAUUAAUAUUAUCAUUAUUAUUGCUAUCGUUCCUUUAUGGUAUACUUGCUGCCCACACUACUGUCAGCAAUCUGCAGUGUGAUAACCAAAUUCUUACAAUCAUUAUUUGCUAAUGAUUGUUAUACUAAUAUUAAGGAAAUAAUAGAAUAAUAAUAAUAUUAAUAAUUUUUAUUGUUUUUUAUAUUGGUUUGUUUAUAAAUAAUGGUUUUGAUCAUGGCACAAUACUAUCGAUUUGACCUGUACAACUUCAAAAGGCAACUGCUCGUUUGAAAUGUUCAGGUCAAAAAUGAUAGUUUUUUGUUCAAGUCUUUUAGUUUUUGUUAUGGUGGUUACUAUACUUGGUUAAGAACCAGGUCGAACGUGUUGUAUGAUAGAAAUAAGAUUAUUUCCUCAACUAGCACAGUAUUGCUAAUAGGCUUUCAAGCAACCUAUUCAUUUCAUCAUCAUGAUGUUGGUUGGUAAAUUUUGUUUUGAUUUUGUAUUAGGAAAAAAAAAGCAACAUAGCAUUUUAAACCACCUUUUAAUUAUUUCAUUUCUACAAUCAAAUAUUUCUAUCUAGCCUUGAUUCUUAUUAAUUGAAAGUUUAACAUUUUGAUAAAGAGUGUUUUUAACUUGCUUCAUUUAUUAAAUUUAAUUGGCCAGCCCAUGGGUUUCUACUGUUGUGUUUUUCCUCACUGUAUUAAUAAUAUGAUGUGAUAAUGCAAUAACUAAUUUCCACUACCCUUUCCUUAACAAAACAACCCCAAAUCCUAAAGUGGCAGGCAUUACUAGCAAACAUUUAUGGGGCUUAAACUGUUUAUUUUAGGCAAGACUGUAUAAAUUAUUAUUUUUUAUUUUUUUUAUAAAUAGUCUACUCCUUAUUUUCAACUCUUUGAAGUGUAUAGCCAGGCAUACAUUAUCAGAAUUUUGUCAGAUGAGUUGGAAGUUACAAUGGAUGAUUUCCUGCUGAGCAGUCUCAGAGUAUGAGCUGUGUAGAUGCACUAAUUUCUCAAGUAAAUACAAAUGUUAUUGUGAUUUCCAAUGUGGUGUGUAAAUGUUUGUAGACACAAUGUUUUCAUAAUUGUUUACAAUGUUGAGAAUUUGUGCAAACUAGCUGUUGCGAGACGAGACCAGCUCUUAUCACUUUGGGAAUAUUAGCAUAGUUACUUGUAAGCUUUAAAGUGCUGUAAAUUCAAAGUAAAUGUGCACAUUAAAUAAAUUUUGCCCUGUGUAAGCAUUGUGCGGACACUCGUCUGAAGUACAGUAAAGCCCAUGUGUAUUUUUUUUUAUGUAUUGUCAAUUUACUUUAGAGGGAAGUCUGAACAAAUCAUGCAACAAUGCUCUGACAUACAUCUGAUAUUGUGUAUCUGGCUUCAGGUGUCCUAUGAUAUUAGGUAUCUGGUAUUUAUGCACCGGCAGUAAAUAAAUCUAACUACUGUACAUUACAUGAAACAAUUGGAAACAUUUGUUUUUCAGAACUAGAUGUUGAUGGUAGAUAGGGGGAACCUUUCACAGUGAGUAAUAAAAUUACUAUUCCAAAAUGAAUUAAAUGCAUAGUCUGUAUUCUGUAUUUCAUAUCUAUAAGCGUCACUGAUUCGGAAUUCAUACAUUUGAUCAUGUGGGCAAGGCUAACGCACCAAGAUCUGUGUAUGUGUGUGUGUGUGGUCCUUAAAAAAUGCUUUAAAUUAUAUCAUUCCUAGGAUUAUAAUUUGUCACCAUUUAAAGGAUGUUUUUUAAAAGUUGACAUCACACCAUAUUAUGUUAACAUCAAUAUCAUGAUUUGUUAUAAGGACCAAAUACAGUUGAAUGUUUAUGAAAGAAUGGUUUAAGUAAAAGUCAGUCCACUUGCAAUUAUUAACAAGUUAUAUAUUGUUAUAAUUCUGAGUUCUAAGCCCAGUUAAUGCUGGUGUGUUUAUUUUAUUUGUAUUAUUUCUUCUGCCUAUUUCUAUAUUUCUUAUUCAUAAUGAAACAAAUAGUUUGCCAUUGUACGCAACUAUUACCAUCAUCAAAAUGAGUAAUAAAAACCUGUUUUAUUGACUAGUAAAUGUAUUACUCCUUUACAAUUCAGGAAUGAAUUUUUAAUUUGUUAAACAGAGUGUGUUGUUCCAGUCCAUGCAGCGUGCAUGUCCUUUGUUUAUGAUGAAAUUCCAUCGACAACUCUUGUAGGGUCUUUUAUCCUAAUGCAUUCAAAUUGAUGAGUUUUGUAUGAUAAACUUUAAAUUUUUACUCAGCUUGGGAGUUAUUCCAACUGAUGAAUGAAUUUAUGUACAUGCGUGCUAAAUGAUAUUAAGUAAAAAUGCUGAAGAAGUACAGUAUACACUUAUUCCAGAAUUCACAAUUAUGUCUACAGACGGUGGGCUUUUUCAAUUAAUCAAAUUGUCUCGGAAUAAAUAAAUAUAUUUUUGUUGUGAAAAUGAAACAAAUUCAUGUCUUAUCCAUGAUGUUUUUUGUACAUAUACUACAUGGAAGAGUCUAUUGUUUACAGGAGGGGUUUCAUUUUACUCAUGAGCUAUUCCAUUAUUAACAGAGGGUGGAUUUACUAUUAAGAUACUGUUUUUGCAUAUGUUAAUCUGUGAAUUCAAAGCGUAUAUAACCUAUAUUCAAUGUAGAGACCUUUGAAAAUAUUAGUAAAAAAUAAUUACUGAAAUUGAUUUCUAAUUUCAUGAAUGAACAGCAUACAUAUGUUUCAGUUAAAUAAAUUGAAGUAGCUUCAAGGAA
This is a messenger RNA of Anneissia japonica, 4111 nucleotides long. Its product is annotated as ras-related protein Rab-11A-like. Gene Ontology annotation, molecular function: GTPase activity; GTP binding. Gene Ontology annotation, cellular component: recycling endosome. Gene Ontology annotation, biological process: exocytosis. The record is from RefSeq and is a predicted model, not a curated record. Lineage: Eukaryota; Metazoa; Echinodermata; Crinoidea; Comatulida; Comatulidae. Bases 281 to 931 code for a protein of 216 amino acids. The transcript has 5 exons.